Molecule: messenger RNA, 1323 nt
Organism: Arachis stenosperma
Lineage: Eukaryota; Viridiplantae; Streptophyta; Magnoliopsida; Fabales; Fabaceae
Exons: 1
Coding region: 1-1323 (440 amino acids)
Source: RefSeq, a predicted model, not a curated record
AUGGGUGCUAAGAAAACCUCCAAUGAUGAGAGUAUAUUCAGUCAUAGCCGCAUUACAAAAUUAUCCGUUGUAAUCUAUGCCUUGAUAUUUGUUGUUAUUAUCCUCUUCAAUUCUGAUCGAAAUAUCAAUUCGUCGUCUUCUUCUGGUUCUUCAUCAGAUUCAACUGAUAGUUCCACAAACCAAAAUCAAACUUCUAAGUCUAGUGAUGAAACAAACGACACAUUGUCAUCAAAUUCUGCAAAGGCUAAUAAUGGUGUAAAUUCUCAUAGUUUCAACAUGGAGCCAAAUACGCAAGGAGAGGUAGAUUAUGAAGAAAAUGAAGAUCUUAUGAUUCCAUUGCCACAAAUGACAAAGCCACAAAGAAUUGCAUGGUUUAGGUCACAGCUUCCUAAGCUUCAAAUGCUAAAAUCAAGAAAUGACUCUUCAUUCCAUGCAAGAGUCUCUAAUUUCUUCACCCAAAAUUGCUCAACGCGCUUUUACGCCAUAUGGCUUUCGCCGGCGAAAUUCUUCGGCCAGAGGGAGUUCAUGACUAUGGACACCCUUCUUAAGGUCCACCCUCAAGGUUGCUUGCUGAUCCUAUCAAGCUCAAUGGAUUCGGUACUCGGGUAUCGGAUCCUGAAGCCUUUGAUAGAUCGCGGGCUUAAAGUGCUCGCGAUUGCACCUGAUUUGCCGGUUCUGGUCUUGAACACCCCUGCCGAAUCUUGGCUCGAAGAGCUAAAGAGCGGCAACAAGGACCCCGGAACCGUCCCGUUGUUCAAUAACCUCUCCAACUUGAUUCGCCUCGCCGUACUUUACAAGUACGGCGGCGUUUACUUGGACAUAGAUUUGAUUUUCUUGAAGGACUUGUCAUCACUGAGGAAUGCAAUUGGAGCACAAAAUAUGGACCCUGUGACAAAAAAAUGGUUGAGGUUGAACAACGCAGUUAUGGUAUUUGACAAGAAACACCCUAUUCUUUUAGACUUCAUUGAGGAAUUUGCACAAACAUUUGAUGGGAAUAGAUGGGGGCAUAAUGGUCCAUACAUGGUUUCAAGAGUUGUGGGGAGAGUUGGAAACACACCAGGGUAUGACAUUACUAUUUUGCCCCCAAAGGCGUUUUAUCCUGUGGAUUGGAACAAGAUUCCGGAGUAUUACAAGAAGCCUGAAGAUGAAAAUGGAUCAAUUUGGGUGGAGAAUAAGGUGAGGGAAUUAAUGUAUGGAGUGGGUACAUACACGCUUCAUUUGUGGAACAAGAGGACUAGAAAGCUGGAUAUUGAAGAUGGAAGUGUUAUGGCGAGAUUGUUCACUGAUCACUGCGUUGUUUGCUAUGGUGUCACCAGGAAUUAA